UCUCUAUAAAAAAGGUUUGCAAAUUUGUUGCAACUUGUUCCCAUUCCUUGGAAGAAACAAGAAUCAUCCCCACCUUAACCACUCUCUUCAUUAUCAUCUUCGCCUUCUUCUAUAUAUUACUGUUACUUUUCGAUCUAGUUAAGCUUUUUCAGUGUGACUCCAAUUAAUUUCUAAGGAAGCAAAGAUUAUUAAAGAUGAUGCAAAUCUCCACCACCAACAAGUACUUGCCUGAAUUUGGAAUGGAUGAGUCGGUUUUCUUCCAUAAUCAAUACCCAAUGAUGGAUUCAUCAACAAUCACAUCAUCUCCAACACCAUGGCCGCAGAUUAAUCUUGAUGAUAUUGACUUCAACCAAAUCCAAGAGUCCUUCUCUUCAGCCUCAUCCCCAAAGAGCUACACCUCAAACAAGCGCUUCAACUCUUCUUUCUCACCAAUUGAAAGACCAACUAAGCAACAAAAAAAUGCUUAUAGCCAUGGGAUUAGUACUAAUACCACUACUACUACCAGCAAUGAAUUCAUGGUUCCCAAAGCUUCUUCCUCUUCUUCUUCCCAAAUCAUCUCGUUCGAGCAGCACUCGAACGCUUCUUCGGUUGCUUCCUAUAACCACCAUCAUCAGCAACUCUACAAUAAUAACCCUUCUUCAGAUCAGGGUAACCAUGUUUUGAAGCCCAAGACUGAGAGUGUGUGCAGUGAGAAUUUGGAUUUUGCCAGUGUGGUUUCUCAAGCUGAUAAGGCCAAUAAAGGUUCCGCGGGGGCGGCCACCACCAGAAACCCAACUCAGGCCCAAGAUCACGUCAUUGCCGAAAGAAAACGAAGGGAGAAGCUCAGCCAGAGGUUCAUUGCACUUUCCGCCAUUGUUCCUGGACUCAAGAAGAUGGACAAGGCUUCUGUAUUGGGAGAUGCUAUCAAAUAUCUGAAGCAACUGCAAGAAAAAGUGAAGAUUCUAGAAGAGCAAGUUGCUGAAAAAACCGUAGAAUCCGCAGUUUUCGUGAAGAGAUCCAUCCUCUUCGCAGAAGACAAUGGAUCUUCUUCGGAAGAGAACCCGGAGAUAGAAGCAAGAAUUUCAGGCAAAGACGUUCUCAUUAGAAUCCACUGUGACAAACACAGUGGAAUAGUGCCAAAAAUAAUCAACGAGAUUGAGAAGCAUGAUCUCAGUGUUCAAAGUAGUAGCUUCUUGCCCUUUGGGAACAACUCACUUGACAUCACCAUUGUUGCUCAGAUGAAGAAGGAAUGCACCUUGACAGCAAAAGAUAUAAUAAAAGGCUUAAAUCAGGCUUUGAAGCAGCUGAGUUGAUAUUGAUGACUACACCAAAAAUAAUGAAUAAUAAUAAGCUUAAUAAUUAAUUUCACAGUAACCAUUUUUUUCAUCGCAGUGCUUUCUUUAAUUUUUCUUCUGUGAUAUGUUGACUAUUCUGGUGUACCUUAAUUAUUUCUCCAUACACAGUUUACUUGGAUCAGUGCUGAGUUCAACAGAGAUAAAAGGCCAAUGUGGUUUUUUUGCGUAGUUGAUAUGUAUAGAGGAAUACUAUAUGGUAGGCUACGUUAAUAUACGCCCCCACCACAAUGGCAUUUUCAAUGUUCAUAUCUUAGCAACUUUAUCUUUUUUUUUU
Arachis ipaensis is the source of this 1608-nucleotide messenger RNA. RefSeq lists its product as uncharacterized. The record is from RefSeq and is a predicted model, not a curated record. Gene Ontology annotation, molecular function: protein dimerization activity. Lineage: Eukaryota; Viridiplantae; Streptophyta; Magnoliopsida; Fabales; Fabaceae.